Messenger RNA from Glycine soja, 5873 nucleotides. RefSeq names its product myosin-11-like. Bases 159 to 5435 code for a protein of 1758 amino acids. Lineage: Eukaryota; Viridiplantae; Streptophyta; Magnoliopsida; Fabales; Fabaceae. Gene Ontology annotation, cellular component: cytoskeleton. The record is from RefSeq and is a predicted model, not a curated record. The transcript has 9 exons.
UAAAUUUCAUUUUUCUUGCAAUCCGGAUUUCGUCGUCAUAACUCAUAACAGACAGGUGCGCAUUUACAGUUUGUUUGGCUCUCACUCUGCUAUUUCAGGGAAGAAACAGAAAUUGCAGAUUAAAAUCUCGAUUUGGAGUGAGGAAUUUGAAUGUUGAGAUGUCUGAGAAUCACGUAGCAGAGCAGGUUUCGGAUUCUGGUCAUGGUGUUGUGCACGACGAAUCAAAUGUGGAUACCGAAUCAAACAUUGAUACUUAUAAUCAAGAUCAGCAGGGAGAGCGUGCUGAUCUCAGAGGUCCUGAAGAUGGAAAAUCUACAGAGGAUGCUGCCAGAGAUGACAUGUUUGUUGAUUGCCCUGAUGAGUUAAGCACAUUUGAUGGUAGGCAAAGGGAGGAAGACGCUGCAGCUGUGGAAAAUGAAGAUGACCGGUCGGAGGAAAAUGAAGUUAUGCAACAACAGCAGAGUCAUUUUGAUAAAUUGGGCAAUGGAGUGGGAGAUGCUUACUCCUCAGGCCAGCUGGAGAAAGUUGUUGCCGAGAAGGAAUGUAUUUUGAAGGAAUAUCAGGAAGAAAGACAAACUGUUACUCAAGGUGUGCUUGAUCUUCGAUGUCAGCUGAAGACUCUCACUGGUCAACAUAAUGAAGCUCAAGUUGAAGAUAGGGAAGCGACUGAUGUUCCGUUGAGGGAGAUGAUAAAGGAAUGUUUGGAGUCUGUGAAGACUGCCUCAGAAGAAUGGUCAAACAGUGAAACUACUAUAAAUAAUCUUCGCGAACAUCUAUCUACGAAGGACCGUGAGAUAGAAGAUCUUAAUGCAAAGCUUGCCCAAUUAAUGGUAUCUAAUGAAAGUUUGCAAGUUUCAUCCAAAGCUCAACUUGAAAAGGAUCGUAUUGUUGAGAUUGUGAUAGAUAAGACGAUAUCCUCUCUUGCAACAGUUGUUACUCGAGAGCAAGUAUUGGAUGAUUCUAUUAGUGGGAAAAUAGUUUAUAUUGAGGAAGGCACUAUGCAUGUAGUUGAAAAGUAUAAUCAGAUGCUUUCUGAAAUUUAUCAACUUGGGCAAUCUUUCUCUGAGGUAGGCUUGGAGACUAACGACCAGGAAUACGGGAACAUACUCGCUGAUGCUCGUGGUGGGUUACUGGAGCUCAAAAGAAAGGAAACAGAAUUGGUUGAAAAACUGGCUCAUUUAGAAGAUGAAAAUCAGAAACUAGUUGAUGAGCUUGACAAGGAAAAGGUGAUGAUAGGGACAUUAAAUACUGAACUUGGAAAACUGAAAAUAGAACUCGAGCAGGAAAAGGCUAAAUGUGCUAAUACGAAAGAAAAGCUCAGUAUGGCUGUGACAAAAGGAAAGGCAUUGGUACAGCAGCGAGAUUCAUUAAAGAAGUCUCUGGCUGAUAAAUCCGGUGAGCUUGAGAAAUGUUUGAUUGAAUUGCAAGAGAAGUCAGUUGCACUACAAGCUGCUGAACUUGCUAAGGAGGAGUUAUCCCAAAGUAAAAAUAUGGUUGCAUCCCUAGAGAACUCAUUACUAGAAAAGAAUGCAAUUUUUGAUCAAGUGGAAGAAAUCUUGUCUCGGGCCAAACUUAAUGAACCUGAAAUGUUUGAUAUGCCAGAGAAACUAAGAUGGCUUGUGGAUGACAGAAACACUCUGAAGGAAGCCUUCCUAGAGCUAUGCAAAUUGAAGGAAGCUAUAUCUCUAGUGGACCUACCGGAGCCUGUUUCAUCAUCUGAUUUGGAAUCACAAAUGAAUUGGCUUGCAGAUUCUUUGCUUAGUGCCCGGGGCAACAUGCAUACUCUACAGGAAGAAAUUUCCACAAUCAAGGAAGCAUCCCGUGACUAUGUUGAUCAGCUUAGUGUUUCUCUUUUGCUGGCAUUGCAGGAAAAAGAUUACCUUCUGUCAGAAUUAACUGACUUGAGGUUCAAAUAUGAUGAGCUUGUUAACAAGAACCAUCAGAUUUCUUUGGAGAAGGAUCAGAUAGUGAAUAUGUUAGUCGAUCUUUGUGGCCUGAACUUGGAAGAUGAAGGGAUUGAUCAAAUCUCUUCCAGCACCUCUAUGAUCAUUGAUUUAUGCUUUAAAGUUAUCAAAGGACAGGGUGGUCCCUUGUCUAGAGCAUCCCAUAUUGAUGCUGAGUUGUUUGAAAGGAUUCAAAGUCUCUUGUAUGUUAGAGAUCAGGGAUUAAUACUCUAUGAAGAUAUACUGGAAGAGGAGAUGCUAAUUAGAUCAGAUGAGAAUAAGCUGUCAAAUGAGUUGAAAGUGGCAUCUGAGGAAAUUAUAGCACUGAAAGAGGAAAGGAGUUCUCUGCUGCAAGAUCUUGAACGAUCAGAGGAGAAGACUGCCAUGCUUAGGGACAAGUUGUCCAUGGCAGUUAAGAAAGGAAAGGGGCUGUUUCAAGAUAGGGACAAUCUAAAAGGUCUUGUAAAUGAAAAGAAAUCAGAGAUUGAGCAGUUGAAGGCUGAUUUGCAGAAGCAAGAAUCUGCAGUUUCUGAAUACAGGGAUGAGAUCAAUAGAUUGUCCAGUGAUGUGGAAAGCAUCCCGAAGCUGGAGGCUGAUUUUCUGGAAAUGAAAAGGGAGAAGAAUCAGUUUGAACAGUUCUUAAUGGAGAGCAAUAACAUGUUACAGAAAGUGAUGGAGUGUAUUGAUGGUGUUGCUCUUCCAGUUGCUCCAGUUUUUGAUGAACCAAUAGAGAAGGUGAAGUGGCUUGCUGGUUAUGUCAAUGAAUGCCAAGAUGCUAAGGUACACAUAGAACAAGAGUUGCAGCUAGUGAAGGAGAGUGCCAGUAUACUUGAAAUUCAAUUAGCAGAAGCCCAAGCAACUGUAAAAUCCCUUGAGCGGGAAUUAUCUUCUUCAGAUGACAAUGUUUCUCAACUUGCUGAAGAAAAAACAGAGUUAGAACAUGGCAAAGAGAAAGUUGAGGAAGAGUUACAGAAAGUUAAAGAAAAAGUCGCUGAAGUUUGUAAUACGACUAAGUCACUUGAAGAUGCCUUAUCACAAGCAGAAAAAGAUAUUUCUAUUCUUUCCGAAGAGAAAGAGCAAGCUCAAGUUAGCAGAGUUGCUGCAGAGAGAGAGUUAGAGAUUUUUAAAGAUGAAGCAGCUAUGCAAACAAGCAAACUGGCAGAGGCCAGCAAGACCAUAAAGGAUCUAGAAGAUAAACUAUCUCAGGUUGAGGGUAAUGCCAAUUUAUUGACUGAAAAGUAUAAUGCUGAUCAAGUUGUCAAAAUUGACAUGGAAAAUGAAUUGAAGAAGCUACAAGAUGAAGCUUCAAAUCAUGCUAGUAAAUUGGCAGGUGCCUCUGCAACUAUAAAAUCACUGGAGGAUGCAUUAUCGAAGGCGCAAGAUGAUAUUUCUGCCUUAGAAGAUGCAAAUAAAAUUGCUAAACAGGAGAUAUCUUCACUUGGCUUUAAGUUAAAUUCAUGCAUGGACGAGUUAGCUGGAAAGAAUGGCAGCUUAGAAAACAAGUCCUUACAGCUCAUUGGACUCCUUAAUGAUCUUCAGGGGCUCAUGAAAGACACUACUCUAUUUCCCAGAAUUAAACAAUGCUUUGAGAGCAAAUGUGAGACACUGAAGAAUAUGACUCUCAUUCUGAACAAAAUAAGAGAUAAUGUUGCCAUGACUGCAAAGGAUUCAAAGGGGCAGCCUGUGAUGGAGGAAAAUCCACUUAUGAGAGAAACAUUCUUGGAUGGCCCUGAAAAUUUUGAAGUUGAACUGGACAUUACAGAGAUUGAUGGUGCUGAUAUUGACACCAUAAUCUCAUCAUUUGGAAAGAUUGUGAAAGGAUUUCAGUCAAGAAACAAACACAUUGCAGAUAAGUUUCAUGAAUUUUCAGAUUGUAUGGAUGAGUUUAUUUCUCCUCUCCAUGAAAAACUACUGGAAACAGAGACCAUGUCAACGACUAUUGUUGAGAACAUGGAAAUUAUGAAAAUAAAAGCAAAUAGCAUGGGAAAAUUGAAAGAACAGGAAAAUAUUAUUGCCACUUUAGAAAACAAUGUCAGUGUAUUGCUAUCUGCAUGCACGGAUUCUACCAUUGCACUUCAGAGUGAAGUUGACAAGAAUGGGCAGCCAGGCUCCAUUUCUGAGGUUGAACAGUUAAACCUGGAAGCAGGUGCACAAGUAGAGCAUCAUGAGAACAACAAAUACACGGAAGCCACACAUAAGUUGAUGAAUGCUUCUAGAAAAGCUCAAACUUUGAUUAGACAGUUUGGAUGUAGAAGUGAGCAAGUAGAUGCAACAAUUGAAGAUUUGCAGAAUAAAUUGAAAGAAACAACAGUUGCUUUUGAAUUAGUCACAGAUGAGAGAGACUUGAAUAAAAACAGAGUUUCAGAACUGGAGUCUGGUAUUCAAUCACUGCAAAGUGCUUGCAGUGAGCUUAAGGAUAAGUUAGAGGGUUAUCGUGCCUUAGAAGAAAAAUUGGAGGACAAAGAGGCUGAGAUUUCAUCGAUGCACAAUGCUAUGUUGGCAAAAGAAGAAGAAAACUUCCUCCUUCCAGCAUCUCAAAUGAGAGAUCUCUUUGACAAGAUAGAUUGGAUCAAAAUCCCUAUUGUAGAGUCUGAAGAAGAUGAUUUGGAGCCACAUACUUCAGCCCCUAUGAAAAAACUCUUUUAUAUUAUUGAUAGUGUUACUAGGUUGCAUGAUCAAAUAAACUCUCUGUCUCAUGAUAAAGAAAAGCUGCAAUCAAUCCUUGAAACUAAGGAUCUUGAAAUUAAGGAUCUGAAUGAGGAAGUCAAACAACUCGAUAGAAAUUGUGAAGACUCUAAAAUGAUCAAGAAUGAAUUGUCUGACCUCACCUAUGUAUUAGAAAAAAUUAUGGAUAUUUUGGGAGCUGGUGAAUGGGUUGUAGAUAGGAAAUCUAAAGGUUUGAAGGAAUUAAUACCAGCACUGGAAAAGCAUAUCAUUGCCAUUCUUUCAGAAUCUGAAAAUUCAAAAUCCAAGGCCCAGGAACUUGAUAUUAAGUUAGUUGGAAGUCAGAAGGUUAUUGAUGAAUUAACGACCAAGGUUAAAGUACUUGAAGAUUCACUCCAAGAUAGGACUUCUCAGCCAGACAUUGUCCAGGAAAGGAGCAUAUAUGAAGCACCCUCAUUACCUGCUGGGUCUGAGAUAAUUGAAGUUGAAGAGGGAUCAUCACUUGGCAAGAAAGCAAUAUCUCCUGUCCCAUCGGCUGCUCAUGUGCGGAAUAUGCGAAAAGGAUCUAAUGACCAUCUUGCACUUGAUAUUAGUGUGGAGUCUGAUAAUCUGAUUAACAGGGUAGAUAAGGAUGACGAUAAAGGUCAUGUAUUCAAGUCUCUGAACACUUCUGGAUUCGUACCAAAACAGGGAAAGCUCAUUGCAGAUCGUAUUGAUGGACUCUGGGUAUCUGGUGGACGGGUUCUCAUGAGUCGUCCUAGAGCAAGAUUAGGACUAAUUGGUUAUUUGUUUAUCAUGCAUAUAUGGCUACUGGGGACGAUCUUGUAGAAAAGUUGUGACCAAACCUACCUGGACUGCUCAACAUUGAAUGGCCCGCGUCUGCAAAUUGUAUUAUAGAUAUAAAAUUGUUCCUUUUUUAUUCAUGCCUUUCUUUUUGCUUCUUAAUGAAGCCUAACCUGUUUUUCUUUAGUCUCAUCAAAUUCACUAUUUGUUCUCUGCAAUCACAUUUUAGGGAUUCAGAGAUUCUGGUCUUCAAUGUUUGGGGUCAUUUUUUGACAGCCUUCUUUUUCUUUAAAAUCGAAGCCCCUCCAUUGUAUUAGCCUACAAUUGUUUCAAUAUUAAAGGAUGUGGUGGGUAGAAAAUAGGUAGAUGAAUUCUUUCGAACGUUAAUGUAAUAAAAAUGUAGAAAGAUUUUAAGAGUGACCCAUUUAUAUCUCAAGCAGUGAAUGAGAAUGAAGAUACAAAGAUCAAUUGAAGGAUGACUCA